Molecule: messenger RNA, 1711 nt
Organism: Moneuplotes crassus
Lineage: Eukaryota; Ciliophora; Spirotrichea; Euplotida; Euplotidae
Source: the annotation of a GenBank genome assembly
AUGGAGACUCACCAGUUUUCCAUAUAGUCAAUUUGAGUAUCAAAUCAGUAGAGUCAACUAUUGGUUAUGACAAAACUCUCAGCCAUAAAUGGAACUAUCAGCUCGAAACAUUGGUAAAAUUAAGAAAGAGAGUAAACCAAUGUGAAGAAGAUCUUCAGAAGCUCAUAAGAGGCAAGAACUGGACUAAUUUUUCAGAAGCUAAAGUAAAGAUCGAUUCACUGAAGCAAGAGUGGGAAAAUAGCGAGAUCUUAAUGGAAAUGCUCAAAUAUUUGCACAAAGAGGACAUCAGACUUCACUCAAUCAGAGUGGUGAAUGGAAGGAUCGCUCUUAGUGAGAAUGCAGCUUUGAAGAAAACCUUCCGUGAUUUGAGAAACGGGAAAAUUAAAAUAGAGACGAAUUUUAAUAAGAAAAUUGAUGAGCUUAGAGCUAAAGUUGGUGACUUCAGAAUACAAAAUGGUGAAUUAAGAGCCCAAAAUGACGAGCUCAGAACUCAAAAUGACGAGUUCAGAAGUCAUAAUGGCGAGUUUAUAACUCAAAAUAAUGAACUCAGAAGCCAAAAUGAAGAACUUAGAACUCAAAAUAAUGAACUCAGAACUCAAAAUAAUGAGCUCAAAGCUCAAAAUACUUUUAUUGUUAUUGAGAAGAGGGAUCUUAUAAGUGAACUUGAAGUUGCCAAAGAAAACUUGAAAGAGCUUGAGCAUCAGACUGCUCAAAUAAAUUGCCUCAAAGAUAACAAUACUAAACUAGAAAAAGAGCUUGCCAAAUCUCAAAGCAAAAACAAAGCACAACCUAGUCAAAUUGAAGAUCUCAGAAGCAACUUCCAAGACACGAAAGAAGUAGCUACUAAUUCGCAAACAAGCAUGGAGCAACUAAAGACAUCUCAUUCCCAAACAGACGGCAAAUAUGAACACUCUUUCAAGCACCUCCAAAAUACUUGUCUAAAUUUACAGCAAGCUCUCUCUGAGAGUAUAGAAAAUGUCUGGAUGGACAUUGACUUUUUCAAAGUUAUCCAGAAUCAAAACCAGAAAGCGAAUAAAGAUUUGUUAGAGUCUCUCAAAGAAAGUCAAACCUCAAACAAAGACUUUCUAAAAUCAAUUGAUGAAAUCCAAAAGACUCAAAGUAUGACCAAAGAAGUCAUAACUCAAAACCAGGCCUCAUUUGCAAUUCUCAGGAUAUUAGCAAACAAGAAUGGAGUUGACCUGACCAAGGAAGAGACUGAAUUCUUAAGCGAACUUUUAACCAGUAAAAACAUUACGCUCAACAUGAACAAUAAAGUGGACAAGGCGAUGCCUGCAUUAGUGAACAAGCAAAUGCUCAGCCAUUUAGAUCAAUUGACUAUGUACAAUAUUAACUUAACCAGCGAAGAUAAGCGUUUGAUUGAGUUUUGAAGGGUUGGACAUUCUGAGCUGACAACAUCCACUUCCUCUCCACCUGCAUCCCUCCCAAACUCCCCACUCUUAUCAUCAGCUUCUACCCAAGUUCUAAACCCAUAACUCCGUACCUGCCCCACAUCCUCAACCUCAAGUCCAACAUGACCUCCAAACUCUAUCUCUGUAUGGUGACCAUGAAGAAGUCAGAGGAAGAGCUGAUAGAGCAAGCUUUCAGCCGCAUCGAGCUUGUAUUUGGAAGUGUGAUAUUAGUAGAUGAAGAAUGAUCUGACGAUAGUUGGCAGUCGGAUUACUAAUAAGGGUUUGAUUUUUAAUGAUUCAGU